AUGGCAUGGAAGUCUGCCCGGGCCGUGAGAUGGAACGCUGAGCAGGAGAGUAUGUUUGCUGAUGACGAGGAGCAGGAGCAGCGCUUUGAGCAGCGGUGCAGGUGGAUGGUUACUGCCUUCGGCUUCGGUCAAGGCUGCUGCGUCAACGUGUACUUGUCAGCUGGAGGAUACCUAGGAGAUCGGUUCCAGGACAAGUACUUCUUCGUUUGGAUGUGCGCCGUGGUGUAUACUGCUCCGUUCCUGGUCUUCAUGCUCGCAAGAAGGCUGGACCCCUACUUCGACCGGCACUAUGGCUUCCGGAAGGUGUACCAGGUGCGCCUGGCCCUCUCGAUGCUAUUGGGGGCUGUGCUGGUGGCAGCACUGAUUGCGGCGACAGUUGGAGAGUCUGCCAGCAGAUUCACUAUUUUGGCGCUGGGCGCGCUGGUGGGCGCGGUGGCCGGGUCGGUGGCCUCCGCCUCCGCGCAGUUCUUCGGGGUGAUCUCGCCCAAGCUUGUGCCGCUCUUCUUUCUUGGGCAAACAUCUUCUGGCGCCUACAUCAAUGUGGCGGCCCGCGUGGCUGGGUUCCAUCCGGACUGCCCCAGUGGCAGCGUCAUAUGGUACUACAGCAGCGGCAUUGCCGUGGCAGUUCUGCCGGCCCUGAUCUUCUUUGUGAACCACUACCGCGGAGGAUUGGAUCCAGCGUACCGGCGACAUCACCAGAUGACUCCGAGCGCAUCAAUGGCCAGCAUGGUGGCGGGGACGCCCAGGACAGAGCUGCCGUUGACCACCUCCGACGAGGGUGCAGACUUCCGCGUGUGUUACCCAUGGAGGUGGUCGGAGAAGGAGCUCGUGAUUCGGCUCGCCUUCCUGUGCCAGAUCUUUGUUGUCGCGUUGAACAUCUCGCUGACCCCGCUUGCCAACGUCCUUGCGCAUGGCAAGUUCAAUCUUGGGCAGGAGAUCGUUCUGGCCAAACUCUUCGGUGACUUUGUGGGUCGGGUGCUCUUCUUCGGCCUGCCCAACCCCAGGCGGUUGAAGCGGCACCUCGCCCUGAAUUGGGUGGUUGCCUGUCUACGUCUUCCUGCGUGGAUCGUGCUGAUCAUGCACGCUUUGAGCAAGGAGCCGUGGUUUAACGAAGCGGAGCUGCUGGCCAUUUGGCUGCCAUUUGUACUGACUGCAGCCUUUGGCGGCAGCUGGCUCCAGGUGGUAGCGAUACAGGCCGCGGAUGCGCAGGAGAAGCGGGCGGUGGCUGCGAGGAUGAACAUUGCCGUCUACCUGGGCUUCCUUUGCGGCGUGAUUUUUGCCGGCGUCUUCGCGAUGGCUGUGAGAUGA
Messenger RNA from Effrenium voratum, 1308 nucleotides. The record is from the annotation of a GenBank genome assembly. Lineage: Eukaryota; Dinophyceae; Suessiales; Symbiodiniaceae.